Messenger RNA from Enterobius vermicularis (human pinworm), 1113 nucleotides. Lineage: Eukaryota; Metazoa; Nematoda; Chromadorea; Rhabditida; Oxyuridae. The record is from the annotation of a GenBank genome assembly.
AUGCAUUUCCGUGACGUGCUGUGGUGGGGUGUUGCUGCCAGCCUGCUUGUUGGAUGCAGCAGGUGGCUCUUCUCUUCAAAUUAUUCGAACAGCACAGCUUGGAAGCCACUGAGGAUUAUGACAAAAGAAGAACAAAAUCACUUAAAAAAUGAAGCAGAGUCACUUCUAAAAGAGUGGAAAGGUAUUCUUGCAGCCGACGAAAGCACAGGUACGAUUGGCAAAAGAUUUGUUCAAAUAAAUUUGGACAACACAGAAACGAAUAGACAACGAUAUAGGGAAUUGUUAUUUACUACAGUAGACUUGGAGAAAUACAUAUCUGGCGUAAUUAUGUUUGAAGAAACUUUUUACCAAAAAACUAACAGUAAGGUUCGCUUUGUUGAUAUUUUGAAGGACAAGGGUAUUAAGGUCGGUAUUAAACUAGAUCGUGGGCUUACCGCUUUUGGUACAUUAAACGAACAGAUAUCACAAGGCUUAGAAGAUCUGGACACUCGAAUUGCUGAAUUUCGUAAAGGCGGUUGUACAUUUGCAAAGUGGCGGUCGGUCUUCCACAUCUCACCGGGGACUCCUUCAGAAUCAGCCAUUCGUAAAAACGCGGAAAUUUUGGCAACUUAUGCUAGGAAGUGCCAGGAGCAUGGAUUAGUCCCUAUUGUUGAGUCUGAGGUGCUCGCAAUUGGUUCUCAUGAUAUCGCACAAACCCAGUUGAUUACUGAAAAGGUCCUCGCUUAUGUUUUUAAAGCUCUGAACGAAAAGGAAGUUUAUCUCGAAGGAACCAUUCUAAAACCAAAUAUGGUCGUUCCGGGUCUAUCGUCUCCUACAGUGGCUAACAGCUCAGAAGUAGCCUAUGCAACAGUUACUGCUCUGCGACGGACUGUCCCUCCAGCAAUUCCGGGAAUUGCUUUUCUCUCUGGAGGGCAAACGGAAGAUGAAGCUACGACGAACUUGAAAGCGAUAGUUAACGUGAAUUUGACAAAGCCUUGGAAAAUUACAUUCAGCUUUGGAAGAGCAUUACAGACGACGACGCUGAAGAGGUGGCAUGGUGCAGAGAUUGCGGCUGCUCAGGAGGCAUUGAUCGAGAGGGCCAAGGCAAAUUGUAACGCACUGAAAAGCCAGUGA